Molecule: messenger RNA, 664 nt
Organism: Corticium candelabrum
Lineage: Eukaryota; Metazoa; Porifera; Homoscleromorpha; Homosclerophorida; Plakinidae
Product: putative nuclease HARBI1
Exons: 1
Coding region: 120-638 (172 amino acids)
Source: RefSeq, a predicted model, not a curated record
UGAUUGGAGCUAUAGACGGGUCUCACAUUGCAAUCAAAGCACCCAGCCAACAUCAAACGGACUAUAUUAACAGAAAAGGCUUCCAUUCAAUUGUGUUGCAAGCUGUUUGUGAUAAUCGAAUGUUAUUCACCGAUUGUUUUGUGGGAUGGCCAGGCAGCGUCCACGACUCCAGAGUCUACCGAAACUCACCCUUAUUUCAGGCAGCAGAAUCAAGAUAUUCCAACAUUUUCCCAAUGGAUAGCUUUUUGGUCGGAGACGCAGCUUACCCAUUGUCUAAAUGGACUUUAACCCCAUUUAGGGACACUGGCAAUCUUAGUGAAAAGGUGAAGUAUUACAACUUUGCCCAGUCUUCAACACGAAUUGUGAUCGAACAAGCAUUUGCUGCUCUAAAGGGUCGGUUUAGGCGACUGAAAUACAUUGACAUGGAUUCCACCUCUGUUAUAUCAGAUGUAGUGCUGACUGCAUGUACAUUCCACAAUGUCUGUAUCCUUGGAGAAGACAACUUGGAGGACUUCAUAGAGGACAUUGAAGAUGGUAGGCAAAUACAUGAUGCAGACAAUUAUGCAAGAGUUCAAAUUGACACUGAAGGAAAACGAAAGAGACAGACAAUAGCAGAUGAACUCUGGGCCAACAUGUAGAGGCCAAUACACUGUACCCUGCUGUG